CUCGGCGCGCGCUGUCGUUAACGUCACUUCCGUUUUUGCCUACUUCCGGUUUGGAUUAAGUCAUCCAUGCUCCCGAAACGGUGAAAUUUUCAAACACUGAAAGCUUAUUGAAGAAAAAAAACACGGUAAAGCCACAGCGACAAUGUUCAAACUGGAAGGACUCGGACCUAAGAUGGACCCAGAGGAGAUGAAGAAGAAAAUGCGACAAGACGUGAUCUCAUCUUUGAGAAACUUUCUAAUUUACGUCGCCCUACUCAGAGCCACUCCAUAUGUGUUGAAGAAGCUGGACAGCAUAUGAGUGAAGCAGCUGGUCUCUUCUCUUCUCCAUCCACUGAGGGUUUACGGCAUCAGAGACAGUAUGGACCAUCAUCAUUGGCAGACAGCUGGGGACAUGACAACAGAUCCUGCGGGAGGCGAGGCCAGUGUCUGUCCAUCACUGCACCGUAGAGAACAAACAUGUUCUCGUUUCCUUCUUUUUUUUCUUUUUUCUUUUUUUGUCAAAUAUAUUGUGAUCAUUGUUGCUAAUGUGCAUGCCAGCACCGUCAUGCAAUAAAAAGAAACCAUGUUGAA
Molecule: messenger RNA, 570 nt
Organism: Xiphias gladius (swordfish)
Lineage: Eukaryota; Metazoa; Chordata; Actinopteri; Istiophoriformes; Xiphiidae
Gene: tomm5
Product: translocase of outer mitochondrial membrane 5 homolog (yeast)
Exons: 2
Coding region: 143-298 (51 amino acids)
Cellular component (GO): mitochondrial outer membrane translocase complex
Source: RefSeq, a predicted model, not a curated record